Parnassius mnemosyne (clouded apollo) is the source of this 1917-nucleotide messenger RNA. Lineage: Eukaryota; Metazoa; Arthropoda; Insecta; Lepidoptera; Papilionidae. The record is from the annotation of a GenBank genome assembly.
UUGGCAUUCAAUGAAGUAAAAAAAAUAUUAAGUUCGAGCGAAGUGCUUGCUCAUUAUACGUUAGACUUACCCGUGGUACUGACGGCGGACGCCAGCGGGGUCGGAGUCGGCGCCGUGAUAUCGCAUAUCACUGAGGAGGGAGAGCGGCCGAUCGCAUAUGCGUCGCGUACUCUCAGCGCGGCCGAGCGGGCCUAUGCGCAGAUAGAUCGAGAGGCCUUAGCAAUAAUAUUCGGUAUUAAAAAGUUUCAUCAGUACUUAUAUGGUAGAAAAUUCGUUUUAAGGACUGAUCACAAACCCUUGACGUAUAUUUUCGGCAGUAAAGUGGGCAUUCCAGUUAUGGCCGCUUCGAGAUUACAGCGUUGGGCAGUAUUAUUGUCGGGAUACAAUUAUGACAUAGAAUAUGUAAGUUCACACAAAAAUUGUGCAGAUGCGUUAUCUCGUUUGCCGCAACCGGUACAUAAACGGCUUCCGAAGUCGGAGGGAAUGAAUUACAUUAAUUUCGUAGAAAAUUUUCUCCCGGUCACAAAUGAUGACGUCAGAACGGCAACAGCAAGCGAUCCGGAAUUAAGUAGAAUUUUAACCUAUGUUCAGUCCGGAUGGCCCGCGUCCUGCCCAAAAGAAGUGUUGCAGCAAUAUUAUAUUAAACGUAAUGAACUAUACAUAGAUAGGGGCUGUAUUAUGUGGGGUUACCGCUUGGUGAUACCGCGCACUUUAAGAAAAAAAAUACUUAUGCAAUUACAUACUGGUCACAUGGGCAUUGUUAAAACUAAGUCCAUAGCUCGAAGUUACGUAUGGUGGCCUAAUAUAGAUACAGACGUCGAAUCCGAAUGCCGAGCAUGUGAGACGUGCGCGGUGGAGUCACAAGCACCCCCGCGCACCCCACCGCAGCCUUGGCCGUACCAUUUGCAGCCAUGGAGCAGACUCCAUAUAGAUUUUUUAGGCCCUUUUAACGGAAAAAAAUUUCUUAUUUUAAUAGACUCCAGUACGAAAUGGCUAGAAGUGUUUGAAAUGCCAAAAACAAAUGCUACAGCGGUUAUUAAGGUAUUACGGUGUACGUUCGCAAGAUUCGGCUUACCACUAGAGCUAGUAUCGGAUCAAGGGCCACCCUUCACUAGCGCGGAAUUUAAGGAGUUUUUAACACGAAAUGGUAUUCAGCAACGUUUCUCGCCUGCUUAUCACCCGUCUUCGAAUGGCGCCGCGGAAAAUGCUGUAAAUAUUUGUAAAAAAGCAAUAAAAAAAGCACAUAGGGAAUCAAUCGAUGUUGACGCCGCGUUGCAAACAUUUUUACUUACUUAUCGUAACAGUAUACACAGCAGCACAGGUGAAAGCCCUUCAAUGCUGUUACAAAAACGAACGUUACGAUCACGGCUAGACUUAUUACGAAGCGAUCGCGCGCUCAUAAAUAAGGUAAAUCAGGCUCAAAGUAAGCAAGUGGAGUACACGGGCGGGGUGCAGCGCUCGUUUGCACCGGGGGAACCUGUGUGGGUGCGAGAGUACGGCCACAAGGAUAGGUGGGUGAAGGGAACGAUAGUUCAUGGCGAAGGUUCGAGGAGAUAUUCUGUGGACAAGGGGGACAGUCGACAAGUAGUUAAGCACGUUGAUCAAAUCAAGCGCAGAUCAGGGUUGUACGACAUACCAUUCCCUGAGGAGCAAAGCGAGUCAAUGAGGGUACAAAUACCUGAUAGUAGUGGCUCGGCGAGAGACGGAAUGUCGAAGGAGGACGACGGCCCGGACACAUCUCCGACUACGGUUGUGGGUGAUUCGGGAAAGGAGAGGAAACGGGUUUCGAGUGAACGCAUUAAAAGUCCUGGAAUCGAAUAUAGUACACCGCCAACGUCACCUAGUGCACCGUCGCCUGAACCGCCUCGAGCCCGAUCCGGGCGAGUUCGUAAACCUGUUGUUAGGUUUCAAGUUUAG